UGAUAUUUUCCAAUAAUAUUAGGGAGUUACAAAGUAUGAUAAAUAGGCUGCAACAGUACUGUUUUCGAUGGAACUUAGUAUUAAACAAAGAUAAAUCUAAGAUUAUGGUUUUUAGGAAAGGAGGUAGAUUAAGUCGAAAUGAAAAAUGGUACUAUGGUGAGGAUCCCAUUCAAAUUGUAAAUGAGUAUAAAUAUCUAGGGGUUACGUUCACUCCCACUUUGUCCCUCAGCAAACAUUUUUCAAGUAAGCUAACAUCAGCAAGAUACGGUAUUAAUAGUUUAUGGCGGAAGUUUAUAGGCAGCGAAGAUGUACCGUUAUCCACUAAAUGGCAAGUUUUUGAGACAGUGAGUAGAACAACUAUCACGUAUGCUGGUCAGGUGUGGGGGUAUCAACGUAGGGAGGAUGUAGAAUGUUUCAAUAGAUUUUUCAUGAAACGAAUGUUCGGGUUACCGCAGAAUACGCCCAACUAUAUUCUAUAUUUAGAAAGCGGGAGGGAUAUUAUGUGGCUACAGACCCUAAAAAUGCAUUUCAAAUACAUAUUAAAAGCACUUGCAUUACCUGACCAUAGAUACCCUAAAAUAUUAACAAGCUUAGUGGUACAGAGUAAUAGUGGCUGGUGUAGUGAAUGGAAACAAUUAUUUAAUCAAUUUAAUGAGGGAUGGGUGGACCCUAUAACUCAGCCAGAUCGGUGGGGGAUGACGUGCGACAAUAUAAUUGAUAAAAUUCGCCGUAAUGUACUGGGAACUUGGUGGGAGAAAGCUUCAAAUUCUCAGUUUCAUCAAAUAUAUUAUACGUUAAGAACCGAUAACGCAGUUAUGAAAGAUUAUUUAAACGACUCAAAUAAAAGAAGGAUGAUUAACAUAAUUUUCAGAGCGAGAGGGUCAUUAUUGCCCUUGAAUUUUAGAGUAGAUAGGGGGGAAAACAGCUAUAUUUGUUCACUAUGUAAUAGUCAAGAAAUUGAAGAUAUUUAUCAUUUUAUAGGAAAAUGUAAGGUGCUAUCAGAGUACCGAGUAAAAUGCUCGUAAUGUGUGAGUAAUGUGUAGUUCAUCUCUAGGCCUAUAAUAAUGAUUCAGGUUUC
Nilaparvata lugens (brown planthopper) is the source of this 1078-nucleotide messenger RNA. RefSeq lists its product as uncharacterized. Bases 36 to 1025 code for a protein of 329 amino acids. The transcript has 2 exons. The record is from RefSeq and is a predicted model, not a curated record. Lineage: Eukaryota; Metazoa; Arthropoda; Insecta; Hemiptera; Delphacidae.